Molecule: messenger RNA, 861 nt
Organism: Crotalus tigris (Tiger rattlesnake)
Lineage: Eukaryota; Metazoa; Chordata; Lepidosauria; Squamata; Viperidae
Gene: BTF3
Product: basic transcription factor 3
Exons: 6
Coding region: 140-628 (162 amino acids)
Cellular component (GO): cytosol; nascent polypeptide-associated complex
Source: RefSeq, a predicted model, not a curated record
UGCUGCUCUGCUGCUGCUGCCUGUUUUCCUUUCCGGCCGCCAUCUUGGUCUCCUCCGCGUGCGGCUCCCGGGGUCGGCGCUUCCCUCCUGCGGCUUUUCCUGCUCGCCUGUCGGGAUCCGGCCGUUUCGUCCCGCAAAGAUGAAAGAAACGAUCAUGAAUCAAGAAAAAUUAGCUAAACUACAGGCCCAAGUGCGCAUCGGUGGGAAGGGUACUGCUCGUAGAAAGAAGAAGGUGGUUCACAGAACAGCUACAGCAGAUGACAAGAAACUUCAGUUUUCCUUAAAGAAAUUGGGUGUAAAUAACAUAUCUGGGAUUGAAGAGGUCAACAUGUUCACCAACCAAGGCACUGUAAUUCACUUCAACAAUCCUAAAGUUCAAGCUUCACUAGCUGCUAACACUUUUACAAUCACAGGCCAUGCUGAGACAAAGCAGCUGACUGAAAUGUUGCCUAGCAUCUUAAACCAGCUUGGCGCCGAUAGUCUGACAAGUUUGAGGAGACUGGCAGAAGCUUUACCAAAACAAUCUGUGGAUGGAAAAGCACCUCUUGCUACUGGAGAAGAUGAUGAUGAUGAAGUUCCAGAUCUCGUGGAGAACUUUGAUGAGGCUUCCAAAAAUGAAGCAAAUUGAAUUGUCAUGUUCAGUAAAACUUGAAAAUUAUGUGGAGCUGCUAUUUUUUAUUGUGACUUUUAUUUGUAAUAUUUUGUACUGAUCUUAGUCUUAAGAUCUGUAAUAUUUGGAAACUUGGUUCAAUGCAGCUCUUUUCAGUUAUUGUUGAUGCACAGUGCAAAUGGGCUGGAAGUACACAAAAUGGAAAAGUACUAAGUCCAAAAGCUAAUAAAGACUAAAUCUUUAGGCAAAUA